UCCUCUAUCUGUAUCUGCCUCCCUCUCUAUCUCCGUGUUUUAUGUCUGCGUCACAACAAGUCGCUCGGAGAGAGACAGAGAGCGAGGGAGGAGGAUGAAGAUGGCGUCUCUGGCGGCUUGAUAUACGCCGGCGGUCGCUCAGAAUAAAACGGCGAAGGCAGUUCGGUAACGUUGAGCCAGCGGUGAAGAAGAAGGUGAUGAUGAGGAUGAGGAUGAUGAGGAGGAUGAUGCACUCGCAGCCUGGCCGCGAAUCGGCGUGACCCCCGACGGGAAGGAAGGAAGGAAGGAAGGACGGCAGGAAAUCGGACGGAAGGAGUUGGACUUUACAGAAGGCGAAGGGAAAAAGGAGGCGUUUAACCCCACUGACGACGUAACCAGCCAGGAGAAAGGAAAGCGGAAGAGGGGGUGGGGGUGGUGGUGGGGGGGGGGGGUGUAAACACCUUCCUUUUCCUCUUUCUCGUCUUCCUCCCGGCCAUAUCCUCUCGUCAUCCAAGUGUUGAGCGCAUAAAUCCCAUUUUCCGUUCGCACAUUUCUCCGUGUGUGUACGCGCGUGCGCGUGCGUGUGUGUGCGCUCGUGUGCGUGUGUCGGUGGACUAAGGAUGGGGAGAGUGAGCGAGGGGGACGAUGUACUGGCCAGAUGGAGCGAUGGGCUCCUCUACCUGGGCAACGUCAAGCGGGUAGACGGCGUCAAGCAAUGCUGCCUGGUCAGAUUCGAAGACAACUCUGAGUUCUGGGUCCUCAGAAAAGACAUCCACUCGUUUGCAGCAGGCGUGGAAGAAGUUUGCUGUAUCUGCGAGGCCCCGCCUCUUAAAGAACCCCUCGUAAAUUGUCUGAAAUGCCGCCACGGUUACCACGCCGAGUGCCACACGCCCAGCAUCGAGCCCGAAGCCGACAGCGAAUCCUGGAUAUGUCGCCAGUGCGUCUUUGCCGUCGCAACCAAGAGAGGCGGUGCCAUCAAACGAGGCCGCUUUGCCCGCCUGAUGCACUUCAUGAAACUGCGGCUGCCCUAUCAGCUGACCUCGCUGGACUGGGACCCGCAGCAUCUGUCCAAUCAGCAGCAGUGUUACUGCUACUGCGCCGGACCUGGAGAGUGGAACCUGAAGAUGCUUCAGUGUGCCAGCUGUGGCCAGUGGUUCCACGAGGCCUGCACCCAAUGUCUCACCAAGCCUCUCCUCUACGGGGACAGAUUUUAUCAGUUCCAGUGCUCAGUGUGUAAUAAAGGACCAGAAACCGUCAAAAGACUUCCCAUGACUUGGGUGGACUUGGCCCACUUGGUGCUCUACCACCUGUCCCUGUGCUGCAAGAGGAAGUACUUUGAUUUUGACCAUGAAAUCUUGUCCUUCACCAACGAGAACUGGGACUCGUUGCUCCUGGGCGCGCUCUCAGACACGCCGAGGCAAGAGCGAUGUCACAACCUCCUCAACGCACUCAACUCCCAAAAGGACCGGUUUGUCUCUGGGAAAGAAAUCAAAAAGAAGAAAUGUCUUUUUGGGCUUCAGGUUCGAGCCCCGCCUCCACUGUCGUCGGAUUCGUCACCCCUCAUCACCGAGCCGCCCAUCAACAUCUCCCACCGCAGAAGCCCGCUGUCACUGCCGUGCCAGAGGAGGCUGUCCGGACCCGAGUCACGCAAAUCAAAGCGCCGCAUCAUGGAGACGCAGGCGUGUCCGGCCCCGGUUUUGUCCAACCCCAUCGAGCUGCUGCCAUGUUGCCACGGCUACAUGGGAGGGGACAGCCUGUACGCCCCUGCCAAGCCCGAGGAGGAACUCCACCUGAGUUCUCCGCCGAAGCAGAUGUACGCACUCUACCACACGGCACUCUCCCGAGGUCUCCAUUCCUGCAACAGCAUGGACGAAAGCUGCCGAGUUGCCCCGCCCUGCUUCCCGUACCAGCUGACCUCGGGCCAGCACCUGCAACCGGGACAUAAGCAAGCGGAGGCCAUCCUGCUACACGACUUGCCGCCGUACCCGCAGGCAGACGCGCUGGGCGGGGGCGGCGACGGGACGGAAGACGGCCGGCUUCCCAGGAGUUGGAGCGGAGGCGAGGCGGUGAGAAUCCUGGCCAGACGCGUGACGCCGGACGGGAAGGUGCAGUACCUCGUGGAGUGGGACAACGUGGGCUUGUACUGAACUCCAGGCACUGAGUGAAAGGCACGAAAGAGGCAGAAAAGGCGGCAAAAAUGCAGCGGGUUGCUGCCGCUUGGGUCAGUCCUAUGUCCCCAAGCGUUCCUGGAAUGUUUGUACUCUUGCCUUUUGGAGAUCGAGGCUCCUUCAGCCCAGCCGCUGACGGCGCGCCAAGCGGGCAGCUCCACUUUCAAGCUUUACAAAACAGCUACAAAUAGGUCAAAAGCUGAUUCGUCCUUUCUUGUACAGUGGUGCCUUGAGCUAUGAGUUGAAUUUACGCUGUGGCGACGCCAUUGACACCAAACACUAUCUCAAACCAUCUUUCAGACUUGAAUCAGGUGCCAGCUGCCCCCCCGCCCCAACCCCAAAAAACCCAAUAACAAUUGUUGUCAUGUCCUCUUUAACGGUAAAAAAAUAACACUCUGUGAUAGUGUACUUUCUAAAAACAUGCUGUGAUGACAUCAUUUCAUAGAAUGGAAAGAACACCAGUUCAAGGUGUCCCCCGCCUCCUGCCCAUAGACUGCUGGGAUAGGCUCCAGCACCCCCGCGUGCGUCCCUCGUGAGGAUAAGCGUAUCAGAAAAUGGAUGGAUGGAUGGAUGGAAGAAUUCAACUGUUUUUGUUGCACUUUGGCAGUGUACAAAUAGAUAGAAAUUCUGAAAUAUUAGUCAUUCUUUGCAAAGGAUAAAGAAUAUAUGCCAGCGCAUAUUGCUAUUAUCUGUCUACAUGUAUUGCUUUAUAUAUAUUCAUUGCUUCAAGGUUGUUAAAACCACCACAUCAAUGCUAGUCGCUAGCCUCUCUAUGGCGUUUCCCAUUCUGUGUUUGCUUUCAGGCCACCAUUCUCCUUGCAUGCAGUCAUGUGGUUGUUUUAACAACAUGUUAUUCACUCUUUGCUUUUUGUUUCGUUUCACAGUCAAAGUCAAGUUUCUGCUCACACUUCAAAACCAAACCACACAAGUGUUCAUUAUUUUUGUUACGCCACCGUUUGUAUUCCAACAUCCAUUGGCCCAUCUAUGGCAUUUUGUAUUUGUUGUAAACAUAAAACUAACUAGACUCUUGAAAAGACACAUUAAAGGUUUUUGCUCAUGGCAAAGAAAAGAAAUGAAUGAAUACAACGAUGCGAACAACGGCUCAACCGGGUCACUCGUAUCUCAAGGCACCUCUGGGUGAUAUGGAGUCACCAGCACCAAGUUUUCAUGUCGGCCACAGGAGAGCUCAGCUCAGGCGGAGGGGGCUUGCAAUUUUCCACGGCGUCCGUCGGGAACACAAGUUUGACAAGUCGUAACUGGUGUAAAUGCGGGGGCUGUGACUCUCCAAUUUAAAAAAAAAAAAGAAUGGUUCGAUUUUUUUCCCGAUAAAUGCAUGCGAGUACACAGCGUCAGUGGGCAAUCAAGGCAACCACUUGAUAUUGUGAUUCAAAACAAUACUUCAGCAAAUUCGGAAUGACAUGUAGCCUAUAGACAUACCUGCGGAUGGAAUAUUGAAGCUGUAGCCUCGGUGGCCAAAAUCUACGAGAGUACGUCGUGCACGAUGUGCACCGAAUGGGGGCGAUAGAAUGUGAUUAACUGACCAACUCAAAAUAUACAUUAUUAGAUAAGCAAGAACAUGUUGAUUUCAGCACAUUACAAGGUGAAAUCUGUACAGACACGGUCAGUCCGGUUAAGUGGUGGCCCCAAGCCAUCGUUAAUGUUGAACCCGGUCGGCUUUUAUUUUGGAAAACACUGCUCAACAUUUUGACCGAUUUUCUGAUGAAUGUCAAAGACCAAACCAGUCAUUGAAUCACAAUCAAGUGAUGUUUGUGCCCUCUCUGCACUGUCAAUUUUAAAUCAUUUCUUGGUAUUGACUAAAAGGAUGAAAAUGUUUUACUUUUUAUCUGAUUCAUAGAUGAAUUGAGAAAAAUAAGAAAAUGAAAAGAUUAAUCGAUUCUUCAAAUUUUUGGCAGCCCUAAAAAAACUAAUUCAGCGAGAAAAAGGAAGUUGUUGACAUAUUUUUUCGCCGCUCAUCACACUAGUUCAUGCCGCACCAUUCCAGACCUCCAAAUUUCGUAAACUGAGGACCUGCCUGCUAAAAAUAAAACAAGUCACCUGGAGGUGGACAAAUAGUCCUCUCAUUGGAUUAUUUCCUGAAGAGAUUGUAGCUUGCUUAACUAAUAUUUGAUACAUUUUUUGUCAUACGUUUACAUUUAAUCCAACGUAUGUAUGUAUGUGUCUUUUAUUAUUAUUAUUAUAAUUACGCAGCCACAUUAUACUGCUGUUGUAUUUCUCCUGUAGUUGCAAAAUAGUUCUUUGGGUUGGACCAAUCAGAUCGCCUUGCGAUAUAAGACAAACAAACCUCUUGACAUUCCAAAUGGACAACAAAUAUUUGGGUUUUCAGGAAAUUACUUUGAUUUUUUUUUGACACUGCUGCAGUCCAUUUUGCAAAUUUGGUCAACAAAACGCUGAAAUCGGACGCAAAAGUGCUGUUGUUGAAGUUUCUGUUGCAAAACAGAUAAUUGGAAACUUCAGUAUUCAAUCAAGGACUGUCUUUUUGCAUGUCACAAAGGGAAGGGGGCAUUUUUUUUAUGCUAAAUUAUUUCAAUGUUUGUCAUGAGAAUAGAGUGGGUGAAAAGUUUCAGAGUUUCUAUUUUCUACGAAAGCACUGUGUUUGAUACGGCACAUGCAAUGAUUGUUUAUUUGAGUUUGGCAAGUUGCAUCAGAGGAGACAAACAAUGUAUAAGUUGUUUUCUGUUGUGCCAACGCAGGAGACUGCUUCACACUUUUCAGCCCCUGAAGUGAGUUUGUAGCUUUGUAUUAGGGACGCAAAAGGGGUGGGGGUUGCGAUGAUGUGUAAUGUACUUUAGCGUGUUUUCUAAUGCUAUGUUUGUACCUGUCAAGUGCUUGUUUUAGGUUGUUCUCUCAAAAGGAGGAGGGAGGGAAUAAAGACGCACAUCUUCCCGGA
Molecule: messenger RNA, 5055 nt
Organism: Hippocampus zosterae (dwarf seahorse)
Lineage: Eukaryota; Metazoa; Chordata; Actinopteri; Syngnathiformes; Syngnathidae
Gene: phf1
Product: PHD finger protein 1
Exons: 16
Coding region: 600-2126 (508 amino acids)
Biological process (GO): chromatin organization; regulation of DNA-templated transcription
Cellular component (GO): nucleus
Molecular function (GO): DNA binding; chromatin binding
Source: RefSeq, a predicted model, not a curated record